UUGGAGAGCAUCAGAGACGCCCACAGCCUAGAUUGAGUGCCAUAAAUCCCUUUCAGCAGUGUGAGCAGCCAGCAGGUUCUCCACCACGCAUCUGGAGGCAAAAAUACUUCAGCUGAUAUUGGCUUACUGAUUGCUGGACGUUCUGCAUUUGGAUAUACCGUUGUUCAGCCAAGAGCUAAUGUGAUCCAGACAUGGUUUAGUUGGAACGUGGCUACAUGUAUGGGGUACGGCAAAAUGGCCAUGAGAUGCAUUACACAAUGAACUGCUCUUCUGGAGUACAUAUGAGGGUCUGCAGAGUUUUGUGGACGAGCAUGAUGCUAAGGCAAUGGAGUUUUGCUGUGCUCUUAUUAAGCAUCCCUCUACCUGUCCAAGGGCAACCCAUACACGCUCUCAGCAACAGAAUGAAACGGUCAGUGAGUCAAGCCCAACUUAUGCAUGACCGAGGAAGUUAUCUGCAAGACAGGAAGCGACAACUCUGGCUGCAGGAGCUUUUUAAACAAGUACAUACUGCCAAUGUGUGGGACACUCCAUCCAGUAGUGGAGCCAACCUCCAGCAUGUAACCUGGGGUGCCCAAGCUCCCAAAACUGCCAGCAGCACCAAAGACUUUCUUUUGGACUUUCAGUUAGAGAGCACAGGCACAAUCAACUCCCUGCCACAGGAGACCAACAAAGAGCAGCCAGCUGGCACUGGGAGAAAGAAAAGAGUAUGUUUGGUUAAGUGGAGAGAGAGCAAUAAACGAAGAGGAUGGCCAUGCUCAAUACAAGCCCAAGUAGAAUUAAGAGCUCACUAAGCAGGGAAAACUAAGAGUAAGUGAGGAGACGACUGUGAAACAAGAGGCAAUGACACCAUCAUACACUUUGGACCAUGGCCUCUAAACCUCUUUACCAUAGAUUAGUUUCUCUCAUCACCAUAAAAAACAGUCCCUUAGAAGUAGAAUUCUUUGUCCCAUGCACUGUUUGACUCACAAUUACAUCAAUAUAUUAUUUAAUCUUUACAGAAAUCUUGAAAGUUUUUUAGUGGAAAGGUGAAUCUAAUUAUACAUUAAUAAGUCUGUAUUUCAUUUAUUCAUUCAUUCUACUUCAGUAACUGCUUCAUCCUGGUCAGGGUCCCAGUGGAUCUGGAGCCUAUCUAGGGAAUGGGAUGCCAAUUACUGGACACUAUGCACACUUAUUCACAUACAGGAGUAAUUAACACUAACCAGUCUGCCUUUGGGCAUGUUUUUGGCAAAAACCAACACAGACAUAGAGAGAAUGCUUCACAGACAGUAACCUGAGCUCAGGAUCAAAUUAGAAUCCCUAGAGCUAUGAGGCAGCAUAAAUACUUGCGCCACUGUGGCAUCAGUCCAUGCUUGAUAUAAUAAAAAGUCAUAUGCAUUUUUUUCAUGUACUAAACUAAUAACCCAUACUUUUUAUUUAUUUGACUAGAACUGUAUAUUUAUUCUGUAAAGGUAUCACAAUGCUGCUCUUUUCUAAAAGUUUCAAACA
Molecule: messenger RNA, 1485 nt
Organism: Tachysurus vachellii
Lineage: Eukaryota; Metazoa; Chordata; Actinopteri; Siluriformes; Bagridae
Gene: pthlhb
Product: parathyroid hormone-like hormone b
Exons: 3
Coding region: 216-791 (191 amino acids)
Biological process (GO): osteoblast development; regulation of chondrocyte differentiation; adenylate cyclase-activating G protein-coupled receptor signaling pathway
Cellular component (GO): extracellular region
Molecular function (GO): hormone activity; peptide hormone receptor binding
Source: RefSeq, a predicted model, not a curated record